CCAACAGAUAGCAAUCAACAGUCAACAUUCAAUUAACGAACACUAAUACUUUUUUUGGAAUUACAAAAUAGGCUAAGAAAGAAAAUUACGUGAAAAUCAAAUAUAUAACUUUACACGGAAAAAACAAUAUUUACUCUAACGGAGACAAUAUCUCAAAUUCAGUACUUUCAUUGCAUGAAAUUCCUAAGAUUCUUCAAGUGACGUCGAUUAGGCAACAAAUUUUCAUUUGGGUCCCACUCCCACCAGACAUAAUUUUCUAGAUGCAGGUUCAGCCCUAUAAAUACCCUUUUUCUAAUUGAUGAAUUCCAUCAUCCUACACUUCAUCUAGCUUGUUUCUUAUUACUCCUUGUCUUGUACCACACUCUUUUUCUUUCACUAGCCAGUAGCCAUGGCCACUGUUGAGGUUGUAUCAGCUCAGGAUGCUUUGCCAAAGGAAAAAACAGUAGAGGAUGUUGUUACUUCAGCCCCACAGCAAGUACAAGAGAAGGCAUCAGAAGUAGUCGAGCAAGAACAACCGAAAGAUGAAACUGGGGAAGAUCAGCAACAACCUGUAGAACACGAAAAACCCGAGCUGCAAAACAAACCCAAAAUUGAAGAUCAGCAAUCAGCACUACCUACUGCAGUAGAAGAUGAGCCAAAUACUGAAGGGAAGCAAACAGAAUUACCUGUUAAAUCAGUUGAAUCCGAAAAGUUAGAAACCGAACCAAAGGAAGAACAACAACCAGAACCUAUUAUCGAAUCAGUUGAACAAGAAAACGCACAUGUAGAAAACGAGGAUGCUGAUCAAGCAGUGAACACGGCUGUGGAAGAGUCCUCGAAGGUGGCUCCAGAACCAGCUGAGGAGAACGAAAAUAAAACCGAUGAUGAAAACAUUAAGGAGGAGGAAACAGAAGUUUCUGUUGUGGCCGCUACUGAUGUGGCACCAGCAGAACCGAAAGCAGAAGUUUCUGUCGCUGCUGCUGCUGAUGUGGCACCUGCAGAACCGGAAGCAGAAGCUUCUGUCACGGCUGCUGCUGAUGUGGCACCUGCAGAACAGGAAGCAGAAGCUUCUGUUGCGGCUGCUGUUGUUGUGGCACCAGCAGACGCAAAAUCAGAGGCAUCUGUUGCUGUUAUUCAAGCUGAUGCAGCAUGAAAACAUGGGAAAUCUGAUGGGUUUAAGUAAUUUCAUGAGAUUAUGCAAUGGGGUUUUUCUAUAUUUUGUUUAAUUUAUGUGUUUAUGUUAUAAAAAAUAUGUUAAGUAGUCAGCUGUAUGGAGUAAUGUUGUAAGGAUGAUGUUGUUUUAGCUCAUUUUGGUUGAAUACUUAAUGAUGCAAAUGUACUCUUGAUACUUGAAGCCUUUUGUAUGAUGUUCAUCCAAGAUGAGAAAUGCUGGCUAGUUGCUUAAUAAAAUGUGUUUCCUUUUACUAAAACCAAAUUCUUACCAUAUUCCCCUUAUAUGUGUGUACUUAAAUCUAACAACAUAAAAGGGUUACGAGUUUGUAUCUUUUUCCACCUUAUGGAUUAUCUAUUGUUGGGUAUUAAGUACGUCAAUGCUACUUCCACAUUUUUCAUCCAAAAGGCUCUCGUGUGAAAUGUCAUAAUAGAGUAUCUAUAUACUCAAAUCGAGUGUUAAUAUAUUGGCUUUAAUUCAAGUAUCUUGGCAUAUGACAUACAAUAUGUGUAGAUAUACUCAUGAAGAUCACCAUUGUAUCAAAUCGAACAUACUUUUAAACCGAUCAAUGCUGGUAAAGGUUAUAUGGCCUCCAUUUACAAAUAAAAGACGAGAAGGAACGACAAUGAAGAGACGUCAAGGUUGAACCAUUGGCCUGUGAGGUUUGGGUGCAUUAGGAUUCCUGUGAUCAUAAAAUGUUUGGAAAAGAGAAACUGCUUCCGAUGCCAUGAUUCCUCCAGUGCAUUUAAAGCCUCUAACUUCGGCAAGGUUAGAGUGCUCGGAAAUGGUCGAAUGAAGGGAAAGAAUUGAACCACAUCCACCAAACUUAUUAUUAGGACAACCAUAGUAAACUUCCUUUACUCCUAUAAAAGAUAAAGCAGCUGCACACAUUAUGCAAGGCUCACAAGUAACAUACAGGACACACUUGGAAAAUCGCUUAGCGACAUCUAGUUGAGAAAGUCCAUCGUUGCCACUGCUGUAGAAUACUGUCAAUAGCUACCAUUUUAGCAUGUCAUGUGGCAUUCCGUGUCUCAUUUGUACGAUUACUCCCGGAUGCAAUGACCUUCUCGUUCUCGACAAUAACACAACCUACUGGCACCUCUAGUCUCUCCAAAGCAAGUUUCGCUUCUUGUAUCGAAAGCUUCAUAAAUGCACAAUGAUACAAAGAUUCUCCUGAAUCAACCAAAUCCAUUACAAAGUACUCCAAAUCAAGAGCUCCGAUUAGCAAAUUUCAAACACCGCUCCAAACGUUAUGUCAUCACACUAACAAUUCUUUUCUUACAACAAUGGGAAGAAUAACUCCGUCUCUGCAUCGUAAAGAGAAACAUGAGGUUAUCAGAAAGUACUACAAAUGUUCGGGUUUGUAAAAUGGCAAUAAAUCAAGGGAAAUAAUCACUCCAUCAAGAAUUGGUUAUCAAUAAACCCAUCUACGUUUAAAACAUUUUUUUGGGUACAAAGUAGGCGGAGAGAAAAGGAGGGCUAAGAAAGAGGGCAACGAGAAUCGAACUUAGGUUCCUCUUGAAAAAGUGGUACAUAGUUAAAUAGAUACAUGCUCCAACUUAAAUAAUACCUGAUUCUCCUUAAAACUUUACAAUAUUUGGUUAUUUCUAUAGAUCCUAUGUCUAAAUCCAAUCAUGUGAUCAUAAACCUUAUUGGAAAUUGAGAAUUAGAUAUUGUCUUAGUUGUAAAGCAAGUAUCACUUUUCAAGAAAGGCUCUGACUUCAAUUCUUGCCUACCAUGUAACAAAACAAAUCCAAAAACAAAAUAUAAACUAAAUAAAGAAAAGAAAAAAUUGUUAGAAACUACCUAAAAAAGAUUACUUUUGUGAAAAAUUACCUUAAACUUUUUUUUUUCAAAAACUACCUAACAAAUUUAUUUUUGUUGCCAAGGAGUACCAUUUAAUGGUUACCAUCCAAAAUUUGGUUAGUAAGUCAAGAUUUAACCAAAAAAAACAGAAAAAAUCAGAAAACGCAAACCUUAAAGUUCACAGAUUCAUGUUCCAUUUGAUCUUGAUUUCUUCGAUUAAAACCCAAAAAAUCGAAUUCAUUCCGGUUCAAUUGAGAUCAUAACAAUACCCCCCUCCAAAAUAAAAACUUGCAAAUCUCCCCUUCUGUCGGUAAAGCUUAAUCAUGACAAAAAAAAAAUUCAACCAAAUUCAGCAUAAACCCUAAAGUUCGGCAAGCUAGAUAAUAUCUCCCAUCACACAACCAAAUUGAACCAACAAAUUAAGCCAGUCGUUUCGUGGCAAUGAUUUUUUCUUUUUUUUUUUUUUU
Messenger RNA from Amaranthus tricolor (Joseph's coat), 3423 nucleotides. RefSeq lists its product as uncharacterized. The transcript has 2 exons. Lineage: Eukaryota; Viridiplantae; Streptophyta; Magnoliopsida; Caryophyllales; Amaranthaceae. The coding region runs from base 389 to 1132 and encodes 247 amino acids. The record is from RefSeq and is a predicted model, not a curated record.